UUCAUCCCUCAUUUUCUUCAUGAUUUUUCAGCUUUAGCGGGAUUGUGCGGUAAAUUGACCAUUUUGCCCUUCAUCAUAUGUGUUGCCCGUGCCUGCUGCUCGUGUGGCUUUCGCGUUUCGUGGGAAAAAUGCUGGAAGCAUCUUUCAUUUUCCCUUUCCUCUUCUUUUCUCCUCUCUCUCUCUCUGUCUGUGUUUGCCUUGUUUCUAUCGCUGUACCUCUUUUGUUUCCAUUCCAAUCUGAUCAUUUGUGAAUGUGGUUUAAGUGUGCUUCCCGUUGUUUUCCAGAAACGAAUCGCACUGUUUUAGCAUGAUGUGGGAAAUCGAUCAAGAAGAUGAAGAAUUGUUUAACCAAUCUGAAGGAAUGUUCAAUCUCCAUAUAGCCCAAAAUGAGAAGGAAGAGGAUGAUGAGCGGAGAAUGAGAGAUGACGAAGCAAGAAUGGCCAGAGACUCACAUUCUCGUCGAGUCAUCCAAGCUGUGGCUCAUAUAUGUAGGCCCACCCGUUCCAGAAACCUUAAUAGAAGCAGGCAACAACGAGGUGAGGAGCUGUUGGAUGAUUAUUUUGUUCAUAAUAGUGCAUUUCCUGAUAUGUACUUCAGACGUCGUUUUAGAAUGGAACGACAUUUGUUCAACAAAAUCAUGAUUGCUGUUUGCAACCAUGAUUCUUACUUUGUGCAAAAGAAGGAUGCUUGUGGUGCUAUGGGUCUCUUUUCUGAGCAAAAAAUUACUACUGCGUUACGGAUGCUUGCUUAUGGAGCAGUUGCAGACCAAGUGGAUGAGAUAGCGAGGUUGGGGAAAUCAACCAUUCUUGAGUCCUUGAUGAGGUUUUACGGAGCAAUUGAAUCUAUCUACACCGCAGAGUACCUCCGGAAACCUACUCACAUGAACUUGGAAAGGCUUCUGAAGAAGGUCGAGAUGUGAGGUUUUCUUGGGAUGAUUGGGAGCAUUGAUUGUAUGCAUUGGACAUGGAAAAACUGUCUAAGUGCAUGUCAAGAUGCUUAUGGAGACAGAAAAUGAGCAAAAUGUAUCAUUUUGGAGGCAGUGGCUUUUUUUGAUACAUGGAUUUGGCACGCCUUUUUCGAGGUUCCGGGAGUUCAAAAUGACCUCAAUGUCCUUGCUCAAUCCCCAGUGUUCAACGAUGUCCUGCAAGGAAAGGCACCAAAAGUCACGUAUGAGGUCAACAGACGUAUGUAGGAUGGGCCAUACUACCUAGCUGACGGCAUUUACCCAAGGUGGUCAACAUUUGUCAAAACAGUGCCACGUCCGCGAAGUGCAAAGGAAAAACACUUUACAAGAUGUCA
Messenger RNA from Malus domestica (apple), 1299 nucleotides. NCBI's taxonomy places the organism in Eukaryota, Viridiplantae, Streptophyta, Magnoliopsida, Rosales, Rosaceae. The record is from RefSeq and is a predicted model, not a curated record.